Messenger RNA from Daphnia pulex (common water flea), 2912 nucleotides. RefSeq lists its product as uncharacterized. The record is from RefSeq and is a predicted model, not a curated record. The transcript is spliced from 2 exons. Bases 265 to 2715 code for a protein of 816 amino acids. Lineage: Eukaryota; Metazoa; Arthropoda; Branchiopoda; Diplostraca; Daphniidae.
CAAUCACUCUGGAACUGCUCUCUGUGUUAAAUAAAGUGAAGUAAGCAGGUGUACGUAUUUGAUAAAGUCAAUUUAUUCCAAUAGGUUAUGGGCCCAGUUUGGCAUCACAAAAUUAUCAUCUUUGUACGUCACCAACCUGGUAUAGUUUUAUGUUAGUUGUUCGCAUAUUUGACAGUCCAUAAACAAUUCUUUUUGGUCCUAGCCUAGUGCUGGUUGGUUAUGGUUUAUUGCUGUGUCUGUUUUUCUGUAUGCUAAAAACUAAUCAUGUCUACCAAUACUUUUUCAACAAGAGAUGCCAGUCACGUUACUAAGUUUAACGGCAACAACUUUCCUUUUUGGAAAUUUCAAGUACUACUAGUCUUAAGACAGUAUGAUUUAGUGGAUGUUGUGUUGGGAACGCAAGUCAAGCCCACACCAACAAUGUCAGCAGCAAGUCCACCUACAGUUACUAACAAUGCAGAAAUUACCUUGUGGAUGAAGAAAGACAACUCUGCGAGCUGUUGCAUUGUAGCUACCAUUGAAGAAAACUUUCAACGAUCACUCAUUAAUUGCAAGUCUUCUAAGGAGAUGUGGGAUCGCCUAGCAGCACAGUACGAGCAAGCAGCUUCAGAAAAUAAGUAUUUCUUACAGCAACGUUUCUACAAUUAUUCCUUUCAACAAGGCCAUGAUGUGAUGUCACAUAUAACUGAAAUUGAAACUCUGGCUAACCAGCUAGGUGAUCUAGGUGAAAUUCAGUCAGAGAAUCAGAUCAUCACCAAAGUGCUGUGCACUCUACCACCAAGCUUCAGAUCAGUCGUUUCGGCAUGGGAAAAUGUUGACGAGGCGAAGAAGAAACUCCCACUUCUUACCACUAGGCUUCUGAAAGAAGAAAGUCUGAACAAGAUGCACGAGAGUGAGGAGUCUGCAGAGGAUAAAGCAUUCUUUUCAAGAAGAUCUAAUCAAGUUAGACCCAAAGAUGCACAAUCAAGCAAGAAGAUUGACCAAAGAAUCUGCUACUUUUGUGAUCCAAAUGGAAAAACUGGCCAUAUUGAAGAACGCUGUUGGGUCAAACAUGGUAGGCCUACUCGCUCACUCCAGAAUGCAGAUGCAGCUUUGAGUCAACAGCAUACUGAGUGGCCAUUAAAUUACGGUUUCUCUUCACAUAUAACGUCAUAUCUUACAAGUACUUGCAGAGAUCCGAAAAGCUGGUUUGCCGACUCAGGGGCUUCCCAACACAUGUCAGAUCAACGAUGGAUGUUUUCAACUUUCGACACCGUUGUCAAUGGAAGUUAUCCUGUGAAGGGGAUUGGAUCUGACAACAGUCCACUCCAGGCAACAGGAAGAGGAAAUAUCUGUAUCAAGUCCAAAGUUAAUGGCGAAUGGAAAAACAACACCAUACACGAUGUCUUAUUUGUUCCAAAGCUUGGAGCAAAUUUAUUCUCUAUUCGGGCAGCAGCAAGAAGAGGAGCCAAGAUCUUAUUCGACGACGAAGGAGUCAGCAUCACUCAUCACUCAUCUGUUGUGGCGACAGGCACAAGUAAAGGGACAAAUCUCUAUCUUCUUGAUUUUGAACCUGUCAACCGUGGUGAACCUUUUGAUCAACCACCAUUCUCCACGUCUCUUCUUUCAAAAACAACAGCUGCACCAAUAAUCACUUGGCAUCAUCGUCUUGAAAUGUUAGAAGAGCGUGGCAGAAAUGUUAUUUUUAACGAGGUCAUUCCAGUUUCUCCCAACUCUACAGAUGAUGGAAGCCAAAAUGGAGAUGGGAUUGAUUUGUGUUCGUCUGUUGAAGAUUAUCCUACUGAAGACUCUUCCCAUAUUCCAUGCAUUGAUCAAGAUUCAGUCACUAUUGGAGCUUAUUUGUGUUCGUCUGUUGAAGUAACGCCGCACAUUCCGGAUGACUUGCCAUUAUCAACUGUUCCAAAAACUGCAUCGAUUCUUGGACCACGUUCAAGACGGCCUCCUGUGCGAUCGGCCGACGAGUCUUUAACAGGAAUCUAUGUGGGAUUAGCAGCAGUGUGUUUGUUGUUGUUGUCCUGUGUUUACUUCCAAAAGGACGAGAAUCACACUACCAUACUGCUUUGCAGCAGUCAUCAAACAAAAUUGGACGAAAUAGUGAAAUAUUUGUCAGAUCAGUUUGAGAUCACUUCUGGACCUGUCGACUAUUUUAUUGGCCUAGAAAUUUCCCGGGAUCGACAUAAGAAGCUAAUUCACGUGUCUCAACAGUCCUACGUGAAGAAAAUUCUCGCCAGACUGGGAGUAGAAGAUUAUCCUUACCAAGAGGCUGUUGGAUCCUUAAUGUUUGCUGCAAUUUGUUCUCGGCCUGAUAUAUCCUAUGCAGUUGGACAGGUAGCCAAAUUUUCCAGCAAGCCAACUAGAACUCAUUGGAAUGCUGUUAAGCGCAUUUUCGCGUACCUGAAACACACAUCUUCCGUCGGAAUUCCUUAUUAUGAAGAAGGCGAAAAUCAUUUAUUGAAAGCCUUUUCAGAUGCCGAUUGGGGUGGUGAUACAGAUGAUGGCACUUCAACAACUGGGAAUAUCUUCAUCCUUAAAGGUGGUCCCGUGGCAUGGAGUAGUCAAAACCAAAAAUGUGUCUCCCUAUCCACCGCUGAGUCGGAGUAUGUUGCAGCCUGCAUAACCACUAAAGAAGUUGUUGAGAACCAGUUGGCAGACGCCCUAACGAAGAACGUCGAUUACCAGAAAUUGUCAAAAUUCAAACUUAGUAUUGGGAUGUGAUCUUUGUCUAAUUUCAUGUUUGAGUGGGUGCAUGCUAUUUAUUUGUGUUUGAGAUUGAGUGGGUGUGUUGGAGAAGAUACAAUCUCGAACAGUCGGAAGAGGCUUCACACCUCGCACAUUGACAUGUACCCCGUGUUAUCUUGUUAUGUCUAUAAGAAACCUGUCAAUCACUCUGGAACUGCUCUCUGUGUUAAAUA